AUGCAUGGUCAUCUUUGGGGCGUCGCACUUGCCGCGUUCAACUUGCCCGCGUCGUUCUCGUUGCCUGCUCAACGCGUGGCAGGUAUUCCAGUGCUAAAUGACUUGAACGAUACCUCAGCAGCCACCACAACUACCGUGAUUGUGAAUGCCACAACCAACACAUCCACGACAGUCACCACCUGCGUCCAUUUGAACUGGAGCAAACCGCCUCGAACGAGCGACCCCACGGUUGCCAAGAUCCUCGCGGGCAUCGAAGACUGGCAUCCCCUCGACGGAUACGAAGGGUACACGGAACCCCUCACCGAGGACACGAUGAAAGUGCUUAACCGGAGGGGCACGAGUCUCCCAAACGUGAUCCGACUGCUGGAGCUGACCGUGGCGGCCGACCCGGUUAACGGGGCUGCCAAGUUCCCCACGAUCAUGUUUCGGUCAGCCAAUGGAUCUCCCCCUCUGGCUUGCAAUAGUCGCCAUGGGGGAGACGUCGCGCUUGUGCGGGACCUACAGCCGUCGGUGGUGUUUUACAGCUCAAACUGGAUCCAGUUUUGGCGCGCGGGCGGCGGGGCCGGCUCGGUCCCGAGCGCAACUGGACGUCCGGCAGCGUCUGGUACGCGCACGCGUCCUGGUACCCAGGUGUGCAGCAGAGGGGGGGCCAUGGCCGACAUGUUCCAGGCCGAGCUCGCGGUGCUGGUGCAGUCAGGCAAGAAGGCGUUUGUUGCCACUGUGAACCCCGAAGGCCCCGAGUUCAGCGGCCGCAAUAUGGUCAAUGGGAAUGCGGUGGGAACCGUGACCCCGAUCAAACGCUCGGUGUUUCGACAAACGUUUGCAUCGGUCAUUUCCAUCUUGGAACGUGCAGUCACGAACGCCCAAGCCACGCUCGUCGACUUCUCCGCCAAUCAAUGCUACCAAGAUCUGUGCCAAGUCGAGCCCAUGGCAGAAGGCGAGCCCGUGUACAAGGACAAGGAUCAUAUGCGACCGUAUUAUGUGAAAUCUCUAUUUUAUUGGUCCUGUGUGAGUAUACAAUGA
Messenger RNA from Aphanomyces astaci, 1023 nucleotides. RefSeq lists its product as hypothetical. The record is from RefSeq and is a predicted model, not a curated record. The coding region runs from base 1 to 1023 and encodes 340 amino acids. The transcript has 2 exons. NCBI's taxonomy places the organism in Eukaryota, Oomycota, Saprolegniomycetes, Saprolegniales, Verrucalvaceae.